Molecule: messenger RNA, 6088 nt
Organism: Rhea pennata
Lineage: Eukaryota; Metazoa; Chordata; Aves; Rheiformes; Rheidae
Gene: EGF
Product: epidermal growth factor
Exons: 25
Coding region: 1-3765 (1254 amino acids)
Biological process (GO): canonical Wnt signaling pathway
Cellular component (GO): plasma membrane
Molecular function (GO): Wnt receptor activity; Wnt-protein binding; calcium ion binding
Source: RefSeq, a predicted model, not a curated record
AUGUUUCUCUUCCCUGUUGCUUUUUUGCCAGUGGUUUUUAAAAUUGGUUUUGUCAGCCUCUCAGCUCUGCAGCACUGGAACUGUCCUAAUGGAUACAGACUAGAGACUGAAAACUCCACUUGUAUAGAUAUUGAUGAAUGUCUUGAAGGUGGUUUGGGAACCUGUGGCCAAAGCUGUAUCAAUGUUCCAGGGUCUUAUAUCUGUUCCUGUUUGCCUGGCUACACCUUGGAUAUAGACAAAUGGUCUUGCUAUGUGAACGACCCUGCACCUUUUUUACUUUUCAGCCAUGGAAAUGCCAUCUUCAGAAUUGAUGCUGAAGGGACAAAUCAUGAAAGACUGGUGGCUGAUACUGGUCAGUCAACACUUGUGGACUUCCAUUAUGCAGGAGAGAAAGUGUAUUGGGUUGACUCUGAAAGACGGCUUCUGCAAAGAAUUCACUUGAAUGGCACACAACGAGAGAGACUAUGUUACAUAGAUAAAGGCGUUUCAGGAUUUGCUAUUGACUGGAUACAUCAAAAUAUUCUUUGGGCCAAUAAACAGAAAGCAACCAUUGGAGCAACAGACAUGAAUGGGAAAAAACACAGAGUUUUUCUAAGAGAUGCUGGUCAUCCCACAAGGAUUACCAUUGAUGCUGAGCAAAGGUUGUUAUUUUGGUCUUCAGACAGUACUGUUUCCAGCAUAUACAGAGUAUCCCUUGAUGGGAGUAAUAGGAGAAAUGUUUUAAGAACCACAGGAAAAAUAAAUGCUAUCUCACUGGAUUUGAUUGACCUAAGGCUCUACUGGAUCCAACAUGACCAUGAGAAAGAAGUUUCCCAUAUUGGAUCGUGUAAUUAUGAUGGUGGGGCUAUUCACUUGCUCAAAAAUUCUGUUCGACAUCAGUUGCUUGGUAUGUCUGUCUUUGCUGAGCACUUGUACUAUUCAGAGUCGAAAUUGGGUAUGAUAUGGAGAGCCAACAAGUAUACUGGAAAAACUGUAGUCACAAUUAGCCUGAAGCCAUCAUUUUUUCCACCAGUGGAGAUAAAAGUGGUACAUCCAUUCAAACAGCCAGGUGCAAGAGAAGAUUCUCAGGAUUUUGAAAAAGAAUCUUGUGAUCUGAACAAAGAAAAGUGCAGAAGGAGGAUCUGCAGGCCAGACUCGAGGACUCAUCGGUGUAAAUGUUCUAGUGGUUUUAUUUUGAGUCGAAAUAGACAGUUUUGUGAAGAUAUCAAUGAAUGUGGCUUUUGGAAUCAUGGCUGUACUUUGGGCUGUGUGAACGUCCCUGGUUCCUAUUACUGCACCUGCCCAAGAGGUUUUGUUCUGCUGCCUGAUAGGAAAACAUGUCAUGAGCUGAUUUCCUGUGUAAGUAACAUCACUGAAUGUAGCCAUGGAUGCCUUCAGACAUCUAAAGGGCCUGUUUGCUUUUGUCCUGAAGGAUCUAUACUCAAAGUGGAUGGCAAAACAUGCACAGGCUGUACAUCUCCAGAUAAUGGUGGCUGUAGUCAGAUAUGUUCUUCUUUAAGCCCAUCCUCCUGGGAGUGUGCUUGUUUUCCUGGAUAUAAGCUUCAGCAGGACAGAAAGCACUGCACUGCCAUAGGACCGAAGCCAUUUUUGUUAUUUGCAAAUGGCCAAGACAUCCGUCGAAUCAGUUUUGAUGGAACAGAUUAUGCAAGUUUACUUGACUGGCAGAUGGGAAUAGUCUUAGCACUGGACUCUGACCCGGUUGAAAAUAAGGUUUACUUUGCCCAUACUGCCUUGAAAUGGAUUGAACGAGCUGACCUGGAUGGCUCAAAUCGCAAAAAAGUUGUUCACGAAGCUAUAGAUAUACCCGAAGGACUUGCUGUGGACUGGAUUAACCGUAAAUUAUAUUGGACAGACAGAGGGAAAGCAUGCAUUGAGAGGAGCAAUACGGAUGGAAUGCAAAGAAAAAUGAUCAUCUGGGAAGAUAUCUCCCAGCCCCGAGGGAUUGUCAUUCACCCAUUUGCUAAGAGGUUAUUCUGGACUGACAUGGGGGUCAAUCCCCGAAUUGACAGCUCUUCACUAGACGGUGUUGAUCGUCAGGUUAUAGCCAGCACUGGUCUGGUGUGGCCCAGUGGAAUAGCUCUUGACUACUUAGCUGACAAGUUAUACUGGUGCGAUGCUAAACAGUCGGUUAUUGAGAGCGCAAAUCUGGAUGGUUCUGACCGUCGAAUUCUUGCACAGAAUGAUGUAGGCCAUCCCUUUGAUGUAGCGGUGUUUGAGGAUCACCUUUGGUUUUCUGACUGGGCUAGGCCAUCACUAAUGAGGGUGGACAAGAAGACAGGCCAAAACAGGGUACGUCUUCGAGGCAGCAUGCUGAGACCCUCAUCAAUGGUUGUAGUUCAUCCUCUGGCAAAACCAGGGGCAAAUCCUUGCCUUUAUGAGAAUGGAGGCUGUGAUCAGAUCUGUGAAAACAGUUUUGGAGUUGCCAGUUGUUUGUGCCAUCGAGGAUUUAGAAAAACUCAAGAUGGAAAAACCUGUCGUGCACUGAAUGCUUCUAACACGAUAGCAGGCAAUGUCUUUGUGCAUAAGGAGGCAGUGCCACCGCCCACACUGGGGACCUUGCUCCAGAGCACACAAAGUAGUGAAACAUUCAAGGAUAUUGAAAGUGGGGAAAAGCAGCAAAUCAAUGUUUUAUUGAUGGCUGAAAUCAUGAUAUCAGACCAAGACGACUGCGCUGCAUUAGAAUGCGAUGUCAACGCACAGUGUGUUUUGCUGGAAGAUGGAGCUGCGUGCCAAUGUUUGAAAGGGUUUACGAGGAAGGGCAAAUUGUGCUAUGAUGUCGAUGAGUGUGCUGUAAAUAUGGACCGCUGUAAUCGAAAUGUGUCAGGCUGUAUCAAUACUGAAGGAGGCUAUGUCUGUAAGUGUCUGGAGGGAUACACUGGAGAUGGACUCCGUUGUUAUGAUAUUGAUGAGUGCAAGAUGGGGUCCCACGUCUGUGGAGAGAAUAUAACCUGCACAAAUACAGAAGGAAACUACACCUGUUCUUGCACUGAUGAUGUUUCUGGAACUGGCAUCAGUUGUGAAUCUACUGUAUCUCCUACUACUGUCAAAAGUGAAGACACUACAUACCCUGUGCAAGGUGAUUUUGUAGGAUGUCCACAUUCAUAUGACUCCUACUGCCUUCAUGGUGGAGUGUGCAAUUAUGUUUCUGAUCUACAAGACUAUGCCUGCAACUGUGUGACAGGCUACGUAGGGGAACGCUGUCAGUUCAGCGAUUUGGAGUGGUGGGAACAGCAGAAUGCCGAGCAAGUGAAGAUGCGGAACGUAACCAUUGCAGUUUGUAUAGCAGCUGUGCUCUUGCUGCUCCUGCUGGGCUCCCUGACUGCCUACUGCUACAGAAGUCAAAACUUCUAUAAGAAGAAUCUCUAUGCAGAAGCAAUAAGAGAUGGCAGCAGCCGUGCUGACAAUGAGAACGUGACACCUACUUGCAACAAGCCUCGGUUUGCAGUUGUCAAAGAGUGUAACAAUUCUCUGGAGACUAAAGCAAUUGAUCUAACCGAGUGUCAAACAGCAGACCUUCAUCCUGCUUGUUCUUCAGAAUAUGUGGAAAAACAGCCUGUAACAUAUGACAAAGCAGUAGAGAGUUUGGCAGAAGAGGAAAAGGAACAAGGCUGCCGACAAGAGGUUCCUCGUGGUGAAAGAUUGCUUCAGCCCAGGGUAGCUGAGAAGAAUCCUCUCGAGGCUCCCUGGAGUGUCCGUUCCAACCUCCUGCCAGAAAGAGGACCAUGUGAGCUUGCCCCAGCCAGCCUAUUGAUGCAGCCAGACUAGAAAUAGUCUGAGUUGAGUUGAAAAGGAGGGAGGAUGAAAUCAGUAGAGAACGGGAACUUGUGAAACACUGAAACAAUCCUUAUCUUUUCCUUAACUGUGCAUUAGCACCACAAAUCAAAACAGAACAAAGAAAUCCUUGACACUCCUUCUCUGUCAUCUCUGCUUGGAAGAAUUACUGUAAUCAAUAUAUUAUCAAUGAAUACUCUAUAAAUAUCUCUUUAAGGGUUAACACUGCUAAGCUCAUUUACUGGCAGCAAAAGGACAUUAAGGCAAAACAGACUACUGGGUGAUUUGUUAGAGACAAAUAUUGUAUAAAUGAGCGGUGAUCUUUACACGUUAUGCAUGCAAAAUCCAGAAAACAGCCUAGAAAACGGGCAACAAGAAAAACUGCAGAGAAACUGGAAUCAAAGGUGAUGCAGGAAAACGAGUUAAAAUGAUUUUUUGUAUUACAGUUUUGUUCAUGGACACUAUAAGCGACUCUCCAUUACUGCUGUCGUAUUAGUGAAACUUCUUGGACUUCACCAGUCUUAUUCUUGUAUCUGCGUCUGUAAGAGAGUUCCAAGUGUAGUCCUAAUUUUUUCCAUUUUGCUGAACUGUAGGAUUGUUUGUGAGUGUACGGUAUUCAUGAUAGUCACAUCUAUAAAAUGAGAUGUAAUAUCUGAGAGGAAAGGUGAUUCUUCUGUUAAUUUUCCAGUCUAUAGUUUUUGAAGUACUUCAGACCAUUAAGUGAUUAUUUCUGAACUGAGGCAGUGGGCCAGAGUUUGUUUCAGUCCGGCUAGUAAACACGUGCUGGUGCUAUCCUCAUCUCACGGAAGUGUGACAGGCAGCAAAAUCUAGCUCAUUAUAUAGAAUCUAAUGUAGGGAAACAACUCCAGCCAGUUGCUGUUCCAACAGAAUAGAAGAAGAGGGACAAACAAACAAAAAAAAACCUCUCAGUUUGGACUGACUUCCACAAAAUGCUUUGUUCUGCCUCAUAAAAUCCGUGGGAUAAAUUGGAAAAAAAACACCAGUUUUUUUUGUAGCUGACAUUCUAACAGCUGCGACUCCCUUGUGGUUAUUUACUAAGAAGAACUAACACUUAUAAAGUUCUGUUGUACAGAGAGUUGUAGCUUAGUUGUUUAUCAUCUCAAGUGAUUUCAUCACUGGUCUUCAAUUCCUGAGGCUGUUUUCAAAAUGUUUGGAAGAUAUCUGUAAAUCAGCUGUAUUGCAAAUAUUGUUUUCAUUGUACAGCAUCUGUCAGUCCUCUGUUUUUGAAGUCUAUUAUUAUAACUACUGGACAUCAUCUUUAAACUCUGCUACAUUUCCUACUACUUGAAAUUCAUUCGCUGGAGAGUAGUGACUGUCCUAUGGUAACCAACUCUGUAGGCUGAUAAUGGAAGACAGUAUUGAAAGGCUCUGAUCUCUUGUCGAAAGACAGUUUUACACACUUGAGUAACUUUGCAGAGUUACUUCUGAUUUCUGCUAGUGUAAACAAUAGGAGCAUUCAGCCUAAAGCAUCUGAAUCACGACAAUUACAGUACUCUGUUGUAUAGAAAGCUGUCACUUAUUUGUUUUUCUUCCCAAGUGAUUUCUACUGGUGAUUUUGAAUUGCUGAGGCUGUUUUCUAAUCACAUCACUUCUGUGAUUCUGCUCUAAUCUCAAAAUAGACUUGUAAAAUAGGCAUUUUGAAAAGAUUAGCUGAAAUUAGGAACAAUGAAGAUGCAUUUUCUUGUGUGAAUGGGAAGAAGAAUGCUUCCAUUGAAAGUGAAGUGAUUGAGGAAUGUUGGCAUACUAAAUUGUGUUCAGGAGAGGGCAACAGUUGGGUUGAGAUGCUAAUAUUCAGCAGAAUGGAUUUUAAGUUCAAUGUAGUUAAAUUUCAUUAACACUCUUAAAAGCCUCUCGAUUGGCUUCCCUGAUCUUUCACAGUUCAUCAGUGAUCUUGUAUAGGUUGAUGAAGAGAGUCCAGCUAUGAAGGCCCUGAUUCAGUAAAGCAUUUAGAUUCCAUAAGAGUUAGAUAGUAAAAUUGCUUUGAUCCCUGGAAUUUGAUUAUCUCUGUUGAAAUAUGUUUGUGUGCUUAAAAUCAAAGUGCUAUGUUUGAUGAUGGUCAACACUGAAGUUUCCCUGAUCAAAGGAAAUACAGGUUUGUAAUUUUGAAUCUUGUUUAAACAAAGAUGUUUCAACUAAUCACAGAUUAGAGUUUCAUAUUCUACCCCAUGUUUCAGUUGCUUUGCUUUUCUUCAGUUUAAAAAUCUAAUUUUGAAUUUGAUAACUGUCUUUGGAGAAUGAAAUAGGAAAAUCAGAAUGAUGUGUUUUUAUAAUUGGGAUAUUACAAAUUUCAAAUAUU